Neolamprologus brichardi is the source of this 6512-nucleotide messenger RNA. It is a transcript of the gene prdm2a, whose product is annotated as PR domain containing 2, with ZNF domain a. Gene Ontology annotation, molecular function: DNA-binding transcription factor activity; RNA polymerase II cis-regulatory region sequence-specific DNA binding. The record is from RefSeq and is a predicted model, not a curated record. Gene Ontology annotation, biological process: regulation of transcription by RNA polymerase II. Lineage: Eukaryota; Metazoa; Chordata; Actinopteri; Cichliformes; Cichlidae.
CAUUAAGGAAGGGGAGAAAAUACUACUGUCUACUAGCAGCUCAAGAGGAAUAUUAGAAGUCCAUCUGCGGCGGUUUGUCUGCAAACACGAAAAGAAAACUCAGUGCGAUCGUCUGCUAAGGAAAACAUCUGCUCUGUACUAAACGUGAAGAUGGUGUGACAACUGCUGAAGUUUUGUCACAGAAAUACUUAAGAGAAUUGGAUCAAGACAUCACAGAAGAUGGAGCACUCUCCUCAUGUGUACAUACCAGAAUUUGGAGGCAGUGAGGAGAUAGGGGAGGAGGAAGAAGAGGAGAUCUACCAAGUCAGCUCCAACAUCGAACCUGACAUGAGGUCUCAUUAUCAGGUUGAGAAAGAUGGGAGCUCUUUCCCCUGUCAGCACUGUGAAGGACAGUUUGCCAGCAAGCAAGCCUUGGAAAAACACAUGGAGGUCCAUGCUUUGGUUAAUGAUGAGGCACAUUUAUACAAAAACAAUACAAACAAAAUGUCUUUUCCGUCAAAAUUAAGUCACCUGCCGCAUGAAAAGUCAAAUGCUCUGGAUUCAGAAGAUUCAGUCACGCAGCUUCAUACGUCAUCCACGACUAGCUCUAAUACUUCUCUUUUGUCAGCUGGAGAUCUCUCUGAUCAGCCACACACAUCAGAAGUAUCAGAGGGGCAUCAUGCGUGCAAGUACUGUGAAAAAAUAUUCACAACCCACACCAACAAGAGACGCCAUGAGCGUAGAGUUCAUGAGAACCAGCUGCAGUUCACACAUGUGGAAAAAGCUCAGCUGCCUCAAGAGGAAAACCUUCACAGAACAGUCAGUGAAUCAUCUCAGCAGCAAACACGGCUUGGUGACAAUACACCGCCUGCAGCUGUUGUGAAGAAAGAAGGGGAACAUGAAGAACAUUACAUGUUAGAUGUCUCUAGCAAUAUUUCAGAGAAUCUGAGUUUUUACAUUGAUGGAAAGAUAGUGUCAACAAGUACAGUCAGUAAAUGUGAAGCAACUGAAGUCCAUUCUGGGUCUUCGACUCUAGUUGGACUGGAUGCCCUGAUUCUGGACCCCUCUCAUAUCAGCCAGGUAUUAAAUGCAGAUUCAGUUAUAAGCAAUGACAUACCUGGUCAACCACUUGCCAAGAGGAGAACUGCAACACCACCUCUCUUACCACAAAUUAAAACUGAAUUGGAGUCUGAGGUAGUUGUGUCUUCAUCUUCAUCAUCACUUGUAUCUUCGUUAAUAGAGAAUUUACUUCCUCAGAAUACAGAGUCUACAGUUGUGCAGAAAGAAAGAACAGUGUUUCUGUCACCAAAGCUAAAACAGCUCCUAGAAAAGCAGGAUGGCCUUAAACCGACACUUGCGCUCAUUACAGAUGGCCAGAAGCCAUGCUCACCUGUCUCUAUCUCUGUCCUACCUUCUGGAACAGGAAAGUUUAAGAGAAGAACUGGCUCUCCAACAGGCUCUCCACAACAGACUCCAACAUCUAAUGAAGAGUCAUCAUCGUCAGAUCCGGGAGAUUUUGAUAUUGUAAGUACAAGGCAGAUAGAAAACCAGCAUAUUUCACCUGUGAACCAAACAGUCAGUGACAAUGAUGACGUUACUACAUCCGUAACGGAGACAGCAGUGAAACCUGUUUUGCCAGACAACUGGCCCCCUGUGACAGGCGGUAAUUCCUGUAACCAGCAACCUCUGGAUCUUUCUAAUACAGUCAAAAGACAAGAAGAUGUAGCUUUAGCUAAUGCUGUGCUUGAUUUGAGUUUGCAAAAAAAGAGCCUUUGUGAAUCUGAAACUAUGUCAAAUUCAGGUUCACAGGCUUUUUCCAAUGAAGCAGAACAAAAAGCAGCGAUGGAAAAAUCUUUGAUAAAAAUCGGAAACCAAAACCUAAGUCUUGCAAAUUCUGAGGCUCCUUUAGUCACAGACUUCACCAUAGUAACGGGUUCAAACAUUGUUACCCCAGUGGAGCCUGUUGCAGAUGGACUUGUGUAUGGACUUGCCCUACCCCACAGUUCUCUCACUCCAUCAUCUGCCUCCUUGACUCCUGUCGCCUUGCAACCAGCUUCACCAUGCACUAUAGCAUUUGCUUCCCCAGCUGCACACACCAUGCUCCCUACUGCUCCUUCAUUAAUCACAGUUUUGGCACCACCGCCACCUAUCUCCACCGCUUCGAGCCAACCAAUCCAGGUAUUGGGCCCAAAUAUAACUACUGAACCCUUUGUACUCUGUGCAGAAAAUGCAUUAAAUUCUUCUGAGAGUGAUUUAACGCCUACAUUUGCCACUGCAAACUCUGCAAAUCUCGUCACACUUUCCCAACCACUUGACCCAACACUAAAUUUACCUGGCCAUGUGUUUCUUACUGAUCAAAUAGCUCUCAACCCACCAAUAGUUGAUUCAGCACCUGUCACAGAAGUGCCGUUCACACCCACUGUAACUUUAAGUGAUUCCCUACUCAACUCUUACAACAUUGCCAGUAACACUGUGUUAAUAGAGUGUACAAUAGCUCUUGAAGCCCCAGGGAAUGUAGUUCCUGCUGCAAUUACCUUACAAGAAAAUACAGCUGAGCCUCCAGCACCUACACAGAUGGUUGUUAAUCACAUAGAACAGCAACAGAUUGUAUCUGUUCCCAGUGCUCAAACUGUGGAACCCACUAUUCUUGUGUCCUCCAUCGCAGAAUCUGUAACUCUGUCCACUUCCACCUCAGUGGUAUCAGAUUGUCCUCCUCUGGGUGAGUCAAACUCUGACCCAGAGCCUUCAGUUGGGACAGAGCCACCAACCACAAAACCUGAGGAAACCACUGACAGUUCUGCUUCCGCACCUGAAAUCUCAUCUGAACCCGCUCCCUCUCCUGAGAAAGUUAAUGAAGAUGAAUCCUCAAAUGAUCCAGAAAAUGAUGUCCAAGAGCAGACAUUCACCAAGAAUUUCAUCUGCAAUGUGUGUGAUAAGCUUUUCCAUUCAAUGAAGGAACUUAGUCAUCAUGUGGCUGACCACGCUGAUGACUGGCCCUACAAAUGUGAGUUCUGUGUGCUGCUCUUUGGCAAACCCUCUGCUUUACUUGACCAUCGAUCAAGCCUCCACGGUGUUGGGAAGACUUAUGUUUGCAGUGCUUGUACAAAAGAAUUUGUCUAUCUUUGCAAUCUGAAGCAGCAUCAGGAAGAAUUGCAUCCAGGCCAGCAGUGUACUCAUACAGAAGAAGAAAAAGGCAAACUAAGACCUCAGAACUACAACAAUUCAGCUAAAGUCAACACAGAUGCUUCAGGACCUGAAGCUCAAGAGGAACUCAAGAAAUUGGUGAAAAAGGAAGAGGGUGUAGUAGACGUGGGUGGUGAAGAACUUUUUACAACAAUUAAAGUCAUGGCUUCAGAUGGAGGCAAAAUCAAAGGGCCUGAUGUUCGUCUUGGCAUUAACCAGCACUAUCCUAGCUUCAAGCCCCCUCCAUUUCCUUACCACAACAGAUCACCUGCUGGUUCGUUGGCUUCAGCCACAAACUUCACUACACACAACAUCCCACAGACCUUCAGUACAGCCAUUCGGUGCACCAAAUGUGGAAAAAGCUUUGAUAACAUGCCAGAGCUUCACAAGCACAUCUUGGCUUGUGCCAAUGCCAGUGAUAAAAGGCGAUACACACCCAGAAAGAAUCCCAUACCUCUACGUCACUUUGCAAAAUCUCAAAAUGGAGUGCUGUCAACUACCAAUUCUACAAAUGGAUUAAAUGCUUCAAAUAGAGUCAGUCAGUCAAACAGGUCCAAACCUAGCCAGGAACCACCUGUAAAGUUCAAAGUACUUAACAAAAGGAAGAAAAAGUUUGCCCAAAGGGUCAUGCCGCAGAGGAACAAGUCCAUGCAUUCAUCAAAUAAAAUGUCACCUGUACAGGUGGGUGAGCAACAGGAAUUAUUUGUGUGUCCACACUGCAGCAGGGAAUUCACAAUGCGUCGCAGCAGAACCAAACACAUGGCUGUUUGCCCCAAGAAACCUAAAGAGGUAAAGAAAAGGAAAGAAUGUGGGAUCUCUGUGACGAAGGAAAACGAUGGACACUUGCAUAGAGGGGUUCCUCAUGGUGAAGAGCAACAACAAGGCUCACCUCCACAUAAAACGAGACUUCAGACGUCCGCCUCUGCAAAGAGGCCUGCCAUUCUACCAGUGCAAACUGUCUUUUCAAGCAAAAGAAGUAAAAUCAUUAUAAAAGAGAGCACGCAGCCAAAACAAGAGACGCCCACCUUGAAUGAGCUUCCCAUUGUUCGCACUUUUAACCCCUCCAUGCGGCAGUAUAGCAGAGUGCAGCACAGCGUCAAAGGAGUUCCCAUCAAAAUAACUAUUGUGAAACCUCGGCAGACAGCACCGCAAAAGGAUGAGUUGCCUCCCACCCAGAGGAGAGAAGAAGCAACCGGAUCUGUUACCGGCAGUGCUAAGCAGAGCGCUUCAGCCUGAUGACUACACAGCAGGCGGUCGGGGAUCAGCAGGACUCUGCUGUAUGGAUCUCCUUCAGUGACUUUAAAGGGAGGAAACUGGUAACGACACUGUAAACCCAGCAGACUUGUAGGCUGCAGAAUACUGUAUAAUAAACUGAAUUCAGGACACUUACAACAGACCAUGAAGGAUUCUGCAGUGAGUAGGUUUGUGUAUAACCAAGUCUUUCAAUGCUUUUGUAGUAUUUUUGGAGUUUUGUAGAGUUAUCCUUCAUUGCAGAAACUUUCUGUCAACGGCUUGGAUUUGCACUUGAAGUUAAUCUGACUGCUACAUGUCACAAACUGAAGAGGAAGUGGGGGGGAAAACUGAGCUGGAAGGGCUGCUCUGCUCAUUAGGUUAGACGAUGGCAGGUGGCAAUCAUUUCCCGCAUGCAUUUGCACUUUUUCUUAACUGUUGUCUGUGGCCUUUUGGUUUAAACUCUUAAUGCAUGCUGUCUGUGAGCUUGUGAUUUAAGUUGCAUUCAUCUAGGAUGAAUUUUUUUUUUUUUUGAGAUGCAGUUAGGCCUUAAACACUGCCUCUGAUCAUUUGUUGUCCUGUUAGGAAGUAACCAGCGUAAGUACCCAGAAGACAUGCCAGAGAUAAGAAAAUGUAAAUGUGUAUGAUUGUUUCUGAACUUCAGUCUACAGAAUCAUACAAAACCAUAGUGUAAUGUAACACUGGUGACAAGCAUCAUGAUAAAUUGCAACUAUGGAUUUGAGCAGCGUCACUUAAUACUUGGGAAAGUCAAUUUUUCAUCAUGAGAAUGUAAGAUUAAGUUGAUUUAAUGCUACAGCCUUCUCAGUACAAAACCGUAUUUUGUCAUUGGCCGAGCUGCUACUGUAUAUACGUGUAUGGGAGUUCUCUUAAUAAUGCUCUAUGUGCCAUCUAAUGUAUAUAAUAUGACUAAAUGUGUCAUAAAAGUGGUGAAAACAAGUAUUCUGUGUUUCCCAAGUAAAGAAUUUACUUAGGUGGUUCACCCAAAUACAGUCACCAUCACUUACUGCAGCUCAAUUUGCAUAUUCAGGCCUUGCAGAAGUUGCUUUGAAAUAUUGCAUUGAUGUGACAUUUCUUGUCAUAAAAACGAGAUAAAAAAAACGUACCAGGAAAGGUUUUGCUUGAGCACGCAGCGCUGCCUUUGCAGCCGUUUUGAAUGUGUGACACCACAGAUAAAUUCUUAAUGUCUGGGGAAGCUCUGCAGUUUGGUGAAUUUACAGCGCACUCCCAAACAGAAAUACUGUGCUAAUAUUCUGAUGCACCACUGCUGGUUUUACAUUUAAGUUCAUGUCUAAAGAACACUGACAGAGCCAAUCUUUGUUUUGGCUUCACUGUCUUAAUUUGCUCACCUGAUUUUGCACUUAUUCUACAAAUGCUUUCUUUUUUGUGUUUUUGUUCUUUUUUUGUGUUUGUUUGGGUUUUUUUUGUAGUGUUGGCCCCACUGAAUGUGCAGUCAGUUAAGAUAUUUCCAUCUGUAACAUACAAGCAUUACAUCAUUGCUUAUAAUCUGUGCAGCAGCUGUCAACAGUUUAAUGUGUGAAGUGCGUAAAAUGAAGUCCAACAUGUAUCAAUCACAGUAUGGGAAUAUGAUCAUUUUUUGGUUUGUUUUUGUUUUGUUUGGGUUUUUUUUGUUUUUUGUGCAGCAAACCUCUAGUGGCAUAUAAAAAUGUUUGUGGCAUCAUGUCAGUAAAGUAUCUGUUUAUUUAAAAAUUUCUAAGCUACUAGUUUGCUCCACUGCUAUACAGGGUAGUAAUUGUGUUAUGACUGAACUGAGUGUUAUUAAUUUGCUCAAACUAAAACUUGACAAUGGCCUGUAUCUGAGGGACAGUAAUGGUACUUAUACGUUUUUGACUUUCAAACUCAUUAUUGAUAAUAUUGCUUUCGUUCAGAAAGUCUUCAACAUCUUGGAUGUACAGAACGGUUUGGGAGACUGUUAUUUUACUGUGAAAAGUGCUUGUAGCAUUUCGUAGUGUAAAUUGAGUCAUGUAUAUUUAUUAAUAAUUUAAAAAUCAUGUUAUCAGUCUUUGAACAAUUUCUUUGUAUGAUUUGCACUAAAGUUUUGUUUUGUUUUUCGAGCAAGUGUUCAGAAUAAAUUGAGAAUG